Molecule: messenger RNA, 1384 nt
Organism: Aaosphaeria arxii CBS 175.79
Lineage: Eukaryota; Fungi; Ascomycota; Dothideomycetes; Pleosporales
Product: flavo protein-like protein oxygenase
Exons: 2
Coding region: 312-1196 (294 amino acids)
Molecular function (GO): FMN binding
Source: RefSeq, a predicted model, not a curated record
CUUAGACAAGUCUUAAACCGACUGCAGUAGCUGUGACAAGUACGAACGCCCUACAUUAUCCGUCGAAUCCCCCCCCACCAUGAGCACGGAAUUGUGCCGCUGCAUCGAAUGCCCGAUUUAGACCGUCGGCAACUUGUGAUUGGAUCCGGCACUCCUUCUCACAUCUCUUACCGCAGUAGUGAGAUUAUUGAUAAGUUUUUAUAAUCCCAAUGCGCCAUUCAUCCCUCCUUGUAAACACUCACCGAACUUGCCAGUAUAUAUAUAAUCGACGCCUCCAUCAUUUCCCCAAGGACUUACGACAAUCAAUCACAAUGUCAAGUACUGAUAGACUCGAAGCUGAAAGGGCGAUCCAAAGGAACCCCCACCCAGACUUCAAAGGCGUGGAAGCCUCACGCCCACCCUUCAAUACUUCAUCUUCAUUCCACUACACAAAAACACCAUCAACAUCAUGGAAACCGGGCGAUGGUGCAAAUAUCCCUCCACCUAAUAGCGUUGCGCACCGCGAAAUCGAUCCUUACGAGGAAGGCCGUCCAGCAGUCUUCAACUACAAGCUUCUCAUCUCCGGUGUCGUUCCACGACCAGUUGGCUUCAUAUCCACAGUAAGCGGCGAUGGAAAGAGCACGAACCUAGCGCCAUUUUCCUACUUUAACUUCGUCAACCACGACCCUCCAAUCUUCGUUGUCGGUUUCGCGGGCAGCCUGGCCAAUGCGAAGGACACGCUCAGGAAUCUACUUGACACCAAAGAAGCCGUGGUCAACAUCAUCUCCGAGGAAUUCGUCGAGGCCGCAAACUUUACCUCGAUAAACGCACCGGAAGGAAUCAGUGAAUGGCCUCUAUCCGGUCUUACCCCAGCGAAGAGCAAGAUUGUGAAGCCGGACCGUGUGGCUGAAGCUGUCUUCAGCACCGAAGCAACCCUUGUAGAGGUCCGCGAGUGGGAAUCUAAGGCGACGCCCGGUAAGAAGACUGGCGUAACAGCCUUCUUAGAGGGGGUGAGAUUCUGGGUCAGAGAGGAUGCGAUCAAUGCGGAGGGCAAUAUUAUCGAUCCUAAGGUUCUCAAGCCCAUUUCACGUCUCGGUGGAAUCACAUUCGCGCGCACCACAGAAGCAUUCGAGCUCCCUCGUCCAGUUUUCGACGAGAUGUUGAAGGAUCCGGAAGCCGCCAAAUUGGCGAAGCCAAAGGCGGAUGAGCAGGAGUAGGCAGUGAAAUUCCUCGCAAAGUAUUGUAUAUCUGACAUCCGAAGCAACGAUUCGCGGGGCAAAUUAUAGACAAAAAGGACCUUAGAACACCUGUAGACUGCUUGACCAUUACAUCAUGCUCAUUAACAUAUUUGUGAUAUAGUAGGCAAACGUAUUUUUUUCACAGUGCUAGAGCAAUAUAGUGUCCA